CAAAAGAGAACGUGUACUUACGUCGAUCGUAUCUAAUCGGCGCGCGAGCUAAAAUACAGCUUUAUUUCGCGCGAGGCGCUCGUUGGUCAAGCAUCUUCUCCUGGUUAAAGCUCGUUGGAAGAAAAACGUUUCCAGAGGAUUCCUCUCCUUCACCUCAAUGACAAAUCGUGCAAUUUCAUUUCUUCGCUUUCGUUGCUCUUCUCACCCGCGUUCAAAGUAAUCUCUCUUUCGAUGGAAUUAGGGAAAAUGAAGUGAUUUAUUCGAAGAAUGACGUACCAGUUUUGUGACACUUUUAGACAGUGUGCUUGAUUAAUCGCCUUCGAGAAUGUUGAGAAUGAAGAGAAGAAGAAAUCUGUGACGAGAUUUUUGCAACAACAGUGGUUUUCUUGAUCGAGAGAUAUCGAAGUAGAUCGCAGUGAAACUUUCGGAGGAUCAUUUUUUAAGGGAAGAAUUUAGGAGGUUCUUUGGAAAGACCGAAUUAGACAUGGAGAAAUUGGACAACGGAAUCUAUAAAGGAAAUGGUUACACCAACGAGGCGUUCCAGAUGGAAAACGUUCAUCCUGACGGAAGAAGAAACAACGUCGGUGAUAUCGAGAAAUCGAAGGAGGAUUUAAACGUGCAGCAAGAAGAAUCAGAGAACAUCUCUAGGGCAGAAUGGGGAGGUGGGCUGGAAUUUCUAAUGGCUUGCAUCGCCGCUUCCGUGGGCCUCGGGAACGUUUGGAGAUUUCCGUUCACCGCUUACGAGAACGGAGGUGGAGCUUUCCUAAUUCCAUACAUCAUCGUUCUGCUGUUCGUAGGAAAGCCGUUCUACUUUCUCGAAGGACUUCUCGGACAGUUCACCAACAGAUCGUGCGCAAAAAUGUGGGCCUUGGUACCAGCGAUGAAAGGUUUGGGAUAUGGUCAGGCGUUCGCUGCGUUCUCCGUAGUCUCUUACUACUGUGCUCUAAUGGGUCUGACGCUCUACUAUCUCGUGGGCAGCUUUCAAGCUGUUCUACCUUGGUCUUUCUGUCGAGAAGAGUGGCUGGGUCAAUGCGUCGAUGCAGAUUCGAAGGACGAUGACGUGAACAGGAGUUCUAGUUUAUUUGCGAGCAAUAACGGUUCUCUGCGCAGCUCUGCAGAACUGUACUUCAGAAAGAUCGUCUUGAACGAGUACGACUCCAUUGAGGAUGGAAUUGGAGCACCCUCUUGGCAGCUCAGUAUCUGCCUCUUUGUAAGCUGGGCAACGAUAUUCGUCGUGCUGUGUCGCGGGAUAAAAAGCACAGGGAAAGCAGCAUACUUCCUCGCGAUAUUUCCCUACGUUAUCAUGAUUGCUCUGUUGGUCAGGGCGGUGACUUUGGAGGGUGCAAUGGAUGGUAUCCUCUUUCUCGUUACCCCAAAGUGGGACAAACUCUGGCAACCGAACGUAUGGUACGCCGCCAUCACCCAAUGCUUCUUCUCACUCUCCGUAUGCUUCGGCCCAAUUGUCACCUAUUCUUCCUUCAAUAAUUUCCAUCACAAAAUUGGCAGAGACGUGAUGAUAGUGACCACUUUGGACACGUUCACCAGUCUCAUAGCAGGCUGCACGAUUUUCGGUAUUCUCGGCAAUUUGGCUCACGAAGUCGGCACCACGGACAUAUCGAAAGUAGUUCGUGGCGGUACUGGCCUGGCGUUCAUCUCCUAUCCGGAAGCUUUGUCCCGAUUCAGUGUCGUGCCGCAACUUUUCGCUGUCCUCUUUUUCGUCAUGAUGUACGUGCUUGGUGUUGGAAGCGCGAUGGGUCUUUGCGGCGCCGUUUGCUGCAUCCUCUCCGAUCAUUUCCCGAAAGUGAAACAGUGGAAGUUAGCUCUGAUGCUUUGUUUAUUCGGACUCGUUCUUAGCCUCGUUUACGUCACUCCAGGUGGACAGUGGUUCAUAACGCUGGUCGAUUACUAUGGCGGAACGUUCGUGGCGAUCAUAGUCGGCGUCCUGGAAAUGAUAUCCGUAUUUUGGGUAUACGGCUUAUCGAAUUUCCUCAACGAUAUAGAAUUCAUGCUAGGCAGAAGACCAUCGAUCUAUUGGAGAUUCUGCUGGGCUUUAAUUACUCCUACGCUAAUGAUCGUCAUACUGAUCUACACGAUCGCCACUUAUGAAUCACCCACGUACGAUGGUUUACAAUUUCCAACAUACGCUUAUGCUGUAGGGUGGUGUAUAUUUUCCUUGGGAAUGCUGUUGAUCGUUGGCUGGAUCCUGCAAAAAUGCAUCGAGCUGAGAUCGUCCUCGUUGAUCGAAACUGUGAAAAGAGCGUUCAAGCCAUGUGAGGAAAAGUGGGGACCGAUCGAUCCUAAGAUUCGUCUAAAAUGGAAAGAAUUCGUGGCUGAGAAGAAUUUCCGGUAUCGAGGCGGUUUCGUCGACACUUUUUUUAAAUAA
Molecule: messenger RNA, 2383 nt
Organism: Habropoda laboriosa
Lineage: Eukaryota; Metazoa; Arthropoda; Insecta; Hymenoptera; Apidae
Product: sodium-dependent nutrient amino acid transporter 1-like
Exons: 9
Coding region: 485-2383 (632 amino acids)
Biological process (GO): sodium ion transmembrane transport
Cellular component (GO): membrane
Molecular function (GO): L-amino acid transmembrane transporter activity
Source: RefSeq, a predicted model, not a curated record